Paramecium primaurelia is the source of this 1221-nucleotide messenger RNA. The record is from the annotation of a GenBank genome assembly. NCBI's taxonomy places the organism in Eukaryota, Ciliophora, Oligohymenophorea, Peniculida, Parameciidae.
AUGUUUUAACCAAAAUCAAUGAAAUUCACUCCUCACAAUUCCAUUGUAGGAAAUGAAAAUAUAAACACAUUAAACAAAUCAAAAGCUAAUAAAAAUAUGUGUUGCAUGAAUCAUCCUUAAAAAUCCGCAAAAUAUUGCAUGGCAAAAGAUCUUUCAGUGUCAUUGUGUUCGAAAUGUGCUAUAAAUAUGGCAGGUAAAGGAUUUAUAGUUGAGGAAAUUAAUGGAUUUGAGGAACGAUAGCGAAGAGAUGUAAUUGAUAAGUUUCUAAACUUGGUUAAUAGAAACCUUAAUUAAUAUGAUAAAGCAUUGUCUGGUUUAUUAACUAAAAAAUAAGACAUUACAAAAUACUUUGAAUAAUAGGUAGAUAAAGUAAUUAGAUUUCAUUAAUUGGUUACCUAAUAGUUAUCAGAAGAGAAAGACAAAUUAAUUCAACAAUUAACAUAAAAUUUCAAAUAGACAUCCUUGACAUAUGAAGAAACUAUAAAAUCACUCUAAAAUUAAAAGUAAGAAAGUAUUGGCAUGAAAAAUGAUGUACAAUAAAAUUUAGAUCGUAUUGUCAAAUAAAUUGCAUAAGAACCAUUUAAUGAAAUAAUGAAUUGCUAUCAUAAAACAGUAGAGAAAUAUAUGUCUGAUAUUGAGGAUCUAUAAAGAAAACCAAUUGAAGUCAUUAAAAUAAUAUUGAAUGAACCUUACAAAAUAGAUGAAUUUGUUACUGUAGGUUUACAAAAAACAUCUUUAAUAAAGAAAAAUUUGUCUGAUAUUGGAUUGAGAACUAUUACAAAUGAAGAUGUCUAUGAAAGCAUUGCUAAAAGAGACUCUGUUAAUAAUUAAAAAACUUCAAAAACAUUAUCAUCAUUACCUCGAACUCCAAAAACAGAAAGUUCUCCUUUUAAAUCAGUUCCUAUAACAAAUAUUGAUCUUUAUCAUACACCAGAUUAACAACAGAUAAAAACACUGAAAACAUAAACAAGUCUCUAAUAAGCAAAAAUGUAAUUAGCUUAAGUAUAAGAAAAUAUUGAAUAACAUUAUGAAGAAGGUCAUUCUUAAAUGAUAGAAAGAGACGAUGUUGAAAAUUCAUAUUAAAUGAUGAUUGCAGAGUCAGUAUCAGAUAGCGAAGAUUUUAUAGAUCAAUUGAACUUAAUAUAAUCACUUACUGUGGGCUAAAAUGGUCAUAUAAAUACACUUAAAAUGUAUAGCUCACCUCAAUUCAAGAACCGAUGA